Molecule: messenger RNA, 2269 nt
Organism: Acaulospora morrowiae
Lineage: Eukaryota; Fungi; Glomeromycota; Glomeromycetes; Diversisporales; Acaulosporaceae
Source: the annotation of a GenBank genome assembly
ACAAAAGAUAAUGAGCUUUUACGAACUAUUUUCGGCAUGGUAAAACAAUGGGUUGUCAAUAAUAUUCAACCUUUUCCCACCGUUGAAGAAAAGGCAAUCAUUUUAGACAAAAUGUUAUGCUUUGAAUCUCUAGAUGACAAAAGUUUAUUUGAGGACUACUUAAAUCUCGUUAUUUCCAUAUACAGUGAUCAGUCGUUCGCCAGAUCCGAAUUGACGUUAAAAUUGGAGAAAGCUUUUCUCACUGGUACUCGGGAUCCGAAUCCUAAGAUUCGUAAUCAAUUUAUGGCAAUUUUUGAUCGGAGCAUGGCAAAAUCGUUAUCCACACGUUUAAACUAUGUCAUAGCCGAACAAAACUGGGGACACCUGGCAGGCUAUUUUUGGAUUCACCAGGCUUUAGACAUUCUUCUUGGUUCAAUUUUCAAUAAGAAAAGGAUAUUACCACCGAAUCAUAGUUUGCAAACAAAGUCAAUUGCUUCUCUUGGCGGAGAUUGUUAUUCGGAUUCAUUUUCUGUGGAUGCUAGCGAAGAAUUUGAAACAUUCUUGGAAAAACAUCGGGAGUUUCUGCGUGAGAUGAAAAAAAUGAAAGUGAGUGAUCUGAUGUCACACUUAAAACAACUUCAUUAUUUGGAUGACCUUGUGGCGUAUAAGUUAUGGGUGGAUCUUUUUCCUCUUUGCUGGAGUGCAAUUCCUUCCAGAGAACGACAGGAUAUGUCAUACAACUUAGUGUCUCUUUUGUCUAAAGAUUAUCAUUCCACUCAAACAGACUUGAGGCCAAAUUGUAUUCAAGCUUUAUUAGAUGGUAUAUCGCGUUGUUAUCCGGCUAUUAGGUUGCCGCCGCAUUUGGUUAAAUACCUCGGAAAGUCCCAUGGCGCAUGGCACACUGCAAUCGAAAUUCUCCAGCAUGAUGUCAUCGUAGGUAUCAGAGAUGACGAUAAAUUUAAUGAAGGAACUUCCGAUGCAUUGGCUGAUCUCUAUUCUACAUUGUCAGAAGAUGACAUGUUUUAUGGAUUAUGGAAGCACCGGUGUAAAUUUACAGAAACAAAGGUUGCAUUGUCAUACGAACAGUAUGGAAAUUGGGCGCAGGCUCAAAUCGCAUAUGAGAAUGCUCAGACAAAGACACGAUCAUCAGGGCAACUAAUUAAUGAACCUGAGUACCUAUUGUGGGAGGAUCAUUGGAUAAUGUGUUCUCAAAAAUUACAACAAUGGGACAUACUGACUGAACUUGCAAAAAAUGAGAAUAAUGCAGACUUGAUGAUUGAAUGCGCAUUUCGUUCGCCCGAUUGGUCCGCUGACAAGGAAUAUUUGGAGCAAAUUAUUCAAACGAUGUCGGAAUCAUCGACCCCUCGACGAAAGAUGUUUGAAGUUUUUAUGAAUUUAAUCAAAUCCCAGCAUACAAAUAAUUUCGAAGAUUUUAAGAAAUCUUCCGAAGAAGCGCAUCAGUUGACCUUACGGAAAUGGUACACACUUCCCAACGUUGUCUCUCACAGUCACAUUCCGUUGUUGCAUACUUUUCAAUUGCUGGUGGAGUUUGAUGAGGCCACAAAAAUGUUCACAUCGUUGGCAAAUAUAAAUUUGCAAAAUGCGGACACGAAGGCCGGUGAACUUAAGAGUGUUUUACAAAGUUGGAGAGAACGAUUGCCAAACAUGUGGGAUGAUAUAAAUAUUUGGAGUGACAUAGUUGCUUGGAGACGACACGUUUUUAAUGUUAUAAAUAAAUCAUUUGCCCAAUUUCAAAUGCAACCCACCAAUAACACGAAUGCGAAUUAUCCUUUCCGCGGUCACCACGAAACGGCAUGGACUAUUAAUAGAUUUGCUCAUGUGGCAAGGAAGCAUCAACUCUCAGAGGUGUGCGUGAAUUUCUUGCAACUUAUUUAUUCCUUGCCAAACAUAGAGAUCCAAGAGGCAUUCUUAAAAUUAAGGGAACAAACAAAAUGCCAUUAUCAGAAUCCUGGUGAAGUUUCUAACGCCUUGGACGUCAUCAGCAAUACUAAUUUGAAUUAUUUUGGAAAUCAACAAAAAGCCGAAUUUCACACUUUACGAGGAAUGAUACUGGCAAAAUUGGGUAGAAGCGCCGAGGCUAAUGAGAGUUUUUCUCGUGCGGUUCAGGUGGAUAUGCGUCUUCCUAAGGCUUGGGCCGCAUGGGGAUAUUAUAACGACCGUAAGUUCAAAAGGGAACCCGGUGACAUAUAUUUGGCGGCCAACGCCCUGAGCUGUUAUCUGCAAGCUGCCGGACUUUAUAAUAAUCCCAAAUCAAGGAAGUUGCUAGUUC